GAGAAGCUGUCUCGGUGCCUCCUGCGAGACGUAUCCAUGAUGCGGUCAGGGAACGAAACCCGAGAACCCGAAGAAAGAGAAAGAGACGGAGCCUUCCCCCAUUUGUUUACCAUUAUUCUCAUAUAAAUCCUACCCAGGUCAAGCUCAUGAUGGCGGGUUUAAACUCCCCCCACCGCCUCGUUCUUGGGUUUCUCUCUCGGUAGUUCUCAAGGGAAGGAACGAAAGCUUUAAUAGAUUGCUUUGGAGUUUGAGCACCAGAUGGAGAGGGUGAGAUCCCCAUAGAACUUCUCAUCAUUUCUCCCUUGGUUUCUGGGUUGGCCCUCUUUUAGGCUCUUCAUGUGAUGGAGAUGAGCGGCUGGUUGGGUUUCUCCCUGUCCUCCUCUAAAGGAGAUGUCUCCUGCUGCGGUGAUGAGGUGUUUGGGGGUGGGGCAGAUGGUGGUGGUGGUGGUGGGGAGGUGGGCUUUGGUCAUCAUCCCUUGGCUGGUAUGCCCCUGCGCUCUGAUGGCUCCAUAUGCUUCAUGGGGCCACCCUUCCGGCCUCCGCCUCCUGCUCCUCAUGGUGCCUCAGAUUGGAGAUAUGGGGGUGCCAUUGUCACCGCACCCACCAGCUCAAACCAGGAAGGGAAAGGGCCAAAGCUGGAGGAUUUUUUGGGUGGGUAUUCAGAGAACGCCAGUGAAGAGAACCAAGGCCAUCAACCCAUAUCCAACUUCCAUGACAUGUACUACCAAAGCUCUGGUGGUCCUGGGAUCAACGUCAACAUGCCCCCCUCCUUCAGUCCUGUCGAAAGAGGAGCAAAGGAAGACACCCAGAUCUCUUAUCACUUCCUCCAACCUUGUCACCAAUCUAACCAUUCUUUCCAGGAAAUCCCCACCCUCAAGCCUCAAUUCCUUGACCCCACCCCUAACCCAGGUCCUAAUUCUUUGUAUAAUGGUGGAAUAGAUGGCUCAACCUCUAUAUCGGGAAUCAAGUCAUGGCUCCGACAAAACCAAUAUGUUCCAGGGAAACAAUUAGCCGAGCCAAGCGAGUGCAACUUCCAAUCCUUGACCCUUUCGAUGAGCCCUGUCAUGCAAUCUGGCUCGAGUGAAAUGGUUCCGAUCAGUUCGUCUGUUGCUGCUGCUGAUGGAACGAAGUAUCCAAAUGCCAAGUCCACAACUCGAGAGCCAAUUCCACGCAAGUCCAUCGAGACCUUUGGGCAAAGAACAUCUCAGUAUAGGGGAGUUACGAGGCAUAGGUGGACUGGAAGAUAUGAAGCGCAUUUGUGGGACAACAGUUGUAGAAAGGAAGGUCAGACAAGAAAGGGAAGGCAAGUUUAUUUAGGGGGAUAUGAUAAAGAGGAGAAAGCCGCUAGGGCAUAUGAUUUGGCUGCUUUGAAGUACUGGGGUCCAACAACUCAUAUAAAUUUUCCUCUGAGCACUUACGAGAAGGAGCUAGAGGAGAUGAAGCAUAUGACCAGACAAGAGUUUGUGGCUCACUUGAGAAGGAAAAGUAGUGGAUUUUCCAGAGGGGCAUCUGUGUACAGGGGGGUGACGAGGCACCACCAACAUGGAAGAUGGCAAGCUAGAAUAGGGAGGGUGGCAGGGAACAAAGACUUGUACCUUGGAACGUUCAGCACUCAGGAGGAAGCUGCUGAAGCCUACGACAUCGCCGCGAUCAAAUUCCGCGGUGUGAAUGCGGUGACCAACUUCGACAUUAGCAAAUACGACGUGAAGCGCAUAUGCUCGAGCUCCCAUCUCAUCACUGGGGACCUCGCCAAGCGCUCCCCCAGGGACACCCCCUCCCCUUCGGAGCCCACGGAGCCCGACCACCGUCCCACGCUGGCCAUCACAAACUCCGGAUCCGUGGACGUUGACGACUUGUCUCACAUGAUGUGGAACUCUUACAACAAAUCCGAUCCUCCUUCAAACCAACCGUCGAACGGUGGUGCGGUUCCCUUGGUCUCACCCUCCAUGAGCAAUCCAAACGCCGCUUUGGACAACAAGGGUGAGAGUCCAAGGAACUCCAGCUCCAACGAGGGCGCCUGUGGGGACUUCCCCCAGGCAUUCUACUUCCCUAAUGGAAUGAAGUAUGAGGGUGGGGAGAAUGUUAAUGGUGGUAGUGGGGGUGGGGGCAACAUGAGUUGGAUGGUGGCAGCAGCGGCUCGGACGCCCGGGCUACCGGUGGCUCAUCAGCUUCCUAUGUUUGCUCUGUGGAACGAGUGACCGACCAAAGUUGGGCGGUUGCAUGCCGUUUUCUGCUCGGAUCACAGCUUCCUCCCCCCCUUUUUUUUCUUUUUUGGUUGUUGGUAGACCACAUGCAUGCGUCUUUUGAGUGGUUAGACCGUUAAAACGUUCGUCACUGUUUGUUUUCAACAGAUAAUUACAAUUUUGUAGCCACGUGCAUGCAAGGGUUGUGAUAGAGCAUUGGAGUUAUUCGGAUGUGUCCGGAUAAGUGUUCAAUGGUCUGAGUGCUUUGUGGCUUGUGUAGUUGUUUUAUUGGUUUCUCUUUGUUUUGAACGGGUAAUUUUCAAAGGUUAAACUAUGGGUGAUGUUAAUUUCGGAAAUCAUCUAAUGUUUGUGGUGUCUUUGUGCACGGU
Molecule: messenger RNA, 2572 nt
Organism: Elaeis guineensis (African oil palm)
Lineage: Eukaryota; Viridiplantae; Streptophyta; Magnoliopsida; Arecales; Arecaceae
Product: AP2-like ethylene-responsive transcription factor ANT
Biological process (GO): regulation of DNA-templated transcription
Molecular function (GO): DNA binding; DNA-binding transcription factor activity
Source: RefSeq, a predicted model, not a curated record